AUGGCUUGUUUCAUGGAUUCGCAAACACUAUCUCACAUGAAGAUCAACAAUGAAAAAUUACGUGCAUGUGCUACAGCUCGUGCUUCUCUUGGAUCUAAACGAAAGCUUAGACGCCGUCGAGGAGCAUGUUAUACCGAAAGCAACCGUUCGAUCCAAAGUACGAUUCCAAAUGACGAGGCACACAAUACAAGGCAGCAGACAAAGACAACCUCAAACGCAGACACUUUACCUAGCUCGCAAGAUCUUAGACUCGUAGACUUCUUUCCUGACAAUUUCUCCGAUAAUUUGGCCCGUGUACCUGUAUCGGACGAUCCUAUGGCUCCUUCUGCCUGGAACCAAUGGAGCGACGACCCUUUGGCUCUUUUUAACUGGAGCCAAUGGGGCGACACUGUCGACGAACCCACUCCUGCGCCUUUCCCGAGCUUUGAGCUGCUAGGGAGUACCAAAGGGCACGAGGAUACCCGCUGCAAGGGCUUAGACACAGAUCAGCGUUUUCAUGAUGAUACGCACUACUGUUGCAAUGCAAACAAUCUUUCAGGAGACUAUGUUAUGUCAGCCUCUGCUACUGUUACUGAGAAAACACCAUAUUUCGAUCAUAUUCGCUCGAAUGUCUACUGUUGGGUACUGAAAAGCAUAAGAAAGUCUCAUGAGAAUGAAAACACUCGCAUUAUAGCAGCAUUGCAAGGGCUUCUGACACCGUACUCUCUAAUAACCAACAAAUGUUCUUCCCAAGAAUUGGACAUAAUAUCUGUUCUUAUCGAUCUACGUUCUCAGCGUUCUUUUAACAAAGAGCUUUUCUACAAGCGCAUUGAAGCCUGCUUUGCAGAACUGCAUGGCAGUAUUGGAAUCUUCCUAGACUUGGCAACCGUGUAUGCAUUAGUCGACCAGGUUCUUCUACACCCUUUAGUCAGCAAUCCGACCUGCAUUGCUUUAUUUUUCUCAGUACUGGCUAUUGGCUCCCGACGUCUGGAUCUGAGUCAUAGUACGGGUACAAUAAAUGGAGCAACUAUAGGCUUCUUUAGGAUAGCUCUGCGCAUGAAACCUCAUCCAUGCAAUGAGACUAAUCUCUUGAGAUUACAGACGCUACUUUCCCUGACUUACUUCUCAUAUGCCAUUGGUGCCAAUUCCACGUCUAGCUUGAUGGCUGAAGCUACUUCAGGCCUCCAGACCCUUCGCCUACAUAGCUGUAACGCGAUCGACAAGUUGUCUUCUGAUCGCUUGGAACAAGCAAGAAUUAAGAGGGCUUUCUGGGCUAUCUACUCGAUGGAAAAGCCAUACUGCCUACAAGAAGGACUGUUACCAAGGUUUGUUCAGCAAUUCUACGACAAGUCCACACCCAACGGCAAAGUAGGCAAAAUUACUCAUGCUGCUGUAGAAGAGCAGAUUGCGAACACAACUCAGCCUCUACCACUUGACAACUUGUCAGCGCUUCCAUGCGAUGAGAGGCGCCGCAGGCUGACCUAUAUCAACAAAUAUCAUUUUGCUGUCAUUGCCAUACAUUCAUUACCAGAAACAGAAAACACAGACAUGAGUAAAGGAAUCCGUUACAAAUCAGCGCGCGAAAUAUUGAACAUGAGCGCACACUUAUCCUGGGCCGAUCUUUGUGAUAACUGGUCACUUUGCUACGUUGUAUCUUUAGCGACUUGUAUUGUCGCUGCAAGAAUAAUCGAAAAAGUCUGCGUCGUAGAGGCACAGAGAGAUAUAGCAACGACCACCGGCAUUAGAAGCAACGAGCAUUCUUACGAGAGCGGUAUUGAAACAGACAUAUCAUACAUAGGUAUAGCAAUUGGCUUCUUUAGUCGAGUAUCCCUAAGUACAACUCCUGGUUUCGGAGCUGCGGCCAUGAAGCUGUGUAGCUUUGCCCUCGGCUUAGCAAAAUCUUAGUGUAUUAUCAUUUGUUAGAAUAAUUAUAUGAGUUCAGUCUAGG
Molecule: messenger RNA, 1927 nt
Organism: Bipolaris sorokiniana ND90Pr
Lineage: Eukaryota; Fungi; Ascomycota; Dothideomycetes; Pleosporales; Pleosporaceae
Exons: 11
Coding region: 1-1884 (627 amino acids)
Source: RefSeq, a predicted model, not a curated record